Molecule: messenger RNA, 1357 nt
Organism: Centrocercus urophasianus (Greater sage-grouse)
Lineage: Eukaryota; Metazoa; Chordata; Aves; Galliformes; Phasianidae
Product: cytochrome b5
Exons: 5
Coding region: 42-476 (144 amino acids)
Cellular component (GO): mitochondrial outer membrane; intracellular membrane-bounded organelle
Molecular function (GO): heme binding
Source: RefSeq, a predicted model, not a curated record
CGGGCCCAACCGCGCGUUCCGCGAAGCUGCCGGUGGCCAGCAUGGAGACUGGGAAGCGGACGGAGGCCAGGGACUGCGCGGAGGAGGCGGCCGGGCCCGUGUUCACGUUGGAGGAGGUGGGGAAGCGGAACUCCAACCGCGAGGCCUGGCUGGUCAUCCACGGGCGCGUCUACGAUGUCACCCGCUUCCUCGAGGAGCAUCCAGGUGGAGAAGAAGUUUUGCUUGAACAAGCUGGAAGAGAUGCCACGGAGAGCUUUGAAGAUGUCGGUCAUUCCACAGAUGCCAGGGAGAUGCUCAAGCAGUACUACAUAGGGGAGAUCCACCCGGAUGACCGUAAAAAGGGAGGCUCCAAGGAUCAAAACAGGACAUCCUCAGGACAAGCAAGCUUCUGGUCAACGUGGCUAAUCCCCAUCUUCGGAGCACUAGUCAUAGGCUUAAUGUAUCGCUAUUACAUAUUGGAUGGGAGAUCAUCUUGAAUUGACCUUGAUAGGACCUCAGAAAGCCUGAAGAAGCAGGUAUGAGAGAGAGUGCAUGCACGCAGCACAUGGAAUCCCGGUUCCCUUCACCUUUGAUGCCUUGCUUUUAGCCGUGUUGAGUGAUGUUCAUAUCCAUGGGACCAAGGUCGUAUCAAACUGUCUUAAUUCUGCCACCCAGGGAUCUGUCAUACUUGAGUUUUGCUGUGGCAGAGCAAGUGAAGCAUCCUGUUACUGUUACAUCUGUGUGUGGUCUCCCUGGUGCGUGCGUGCUUGCACUCUCUCUCUCUUGCUCGCUAAAGUAAAACACAGAUAACCUUUUCCUUUCAAUGCCUUUUUGUUAAGCCAGACAACGUGAAACAGCUGCUAGUGAGCCUGUGGAUUUGCCUCAGUACUUCACACAGCAUUGUCAGAAAUAAACUGCAAAUUAUCUGUAAUCCUGUCCAGAAGAGAUUUUGAGAGAUUCAAUUCCACAGUAACUUUCUCAGUGCAUGCAGGCAACACUAAUUGGAGCAGCAGGAAGUUGUUAGCUUUGCUACCUCUUUCUGUGUCUGUUUUUAACGGUUCAACAAAUAUAAAUAUUUUAAAAGCGAUCCUGUUGAUUUUGUAAUAUUUCUACUUGUCCUUUUAACAUGUAUAUUCUGUGAAACAAUGUAUGCCUUGGAUCCUUGUUUGUUCGGGUGCUUUUGUGCUGUGUGUGGCAACGCCAGAAACGGGAACUGAUGCGGCUUCUUGAGAUGGAGUUUUUUCUCCCUGGGCUUUUGAUCCAAUGUGUGUAUUGGAAACAAAACUCAUUCUUACUGCCUGUGAAUCUGUACCAGAUGGGGGGCAACCCACAAAUAAUCCUGCCUCUCCUUCCUAAAUAAAAAGGGAAAAGAAAUCCA